Nilaparvata lugens (brown planthopper) is the source of this 2751-nucleotide messenger RNA. RefSeq names its product TBC1 domain family member 31. The record is from RefSeq and is a predicted model, not a curated record. Gene Ontology annotation, molecular function: protein binding. NCBI's taxonomy places the organism in Eukaryota, Metazoa, Arthropoda, Insecta, Hemiptera, Delphacidae. Gene Ontology annotation, cellular component: centrosome.
AUUAUAUAUUUUUGCAGGGAUGGACAAACUAUAGCUAUUGGAGGAUCUUCAUCAGUGGUUAUCCUAAUGUCAGUAGAAACAUGUCGGUUGAGAAAACGUUUGCAGCUACCAAAGUAUAUCAAUUCAAUAGAGCGGCUGGAGUUUGUUCCUCAACCAUUCGACGGAGGCUCAAACAAGAUUAUUUCUGUUUUAUCAAAUUCUGGUAAUGUUCUGCUGUUCGAUACGGAAUCAGCCAAUCUGAUAGCUGCUGUGGAAAAAGCCGCUAAUAAACAAAUCAAGAACUUCACUUGCAGUAUAAAUGGAAAAUAUUUGGUUACAUUAUCAACUGCUGGUGAACUGAAUGUAUACAAUACUUUUGCCUUGAAAGUCGCUACAAGUUCUCCAUCUGAUUUCGUGACAAAUGAACAAAAAAGGGAUAUGAAGUGUGAUGGCAAGCUACUAGGAAAAGCUGAAUCGAAAAGAAAUCCAAAGACUAUGGAAGCAAAUAAUCGAGAAAUUCGUCUGGAAAAACUGAACAUGAAAAUGGGAGCUUUACUAGAUAUGGAUCGUCUCAAGCAAAUUCUGGAUGAAUACCUGGAAUACCCUGAAAGUUAUCGGCCUCUAAUUUGGAAAUCUAUCCUGAGAUUACCUCAGAACCAUCUGGCAUACAAUUCUCUACAGAAAAAGGGAAUACAUCCAACUUGUGAGCAGUUUAAUGAGAAAAUUUCUUCAACGUCUGUGCACUUCUCCAACUCUUUGAAAAGAUUGAUGUCUUGCUUGGCAUACUGGUCUCCCUUAUUCAGUCAAAUCACUUAUCUCCCGAAUUUGGUAUCUCCUUUUUUGAAAGUUUACAAAAGCAAUAGUUUCGUUUGCUUUGAGUUCGUUGCGACCUUCAUUGUAAAUUGGUGCACGCUGGUUGAGUUCUUCCCGUUUCCUCCCGUGAACAUAAUGUCGAUGAUGGAAAAUAUUCUGGUGGAAUGGGAUGAACAGCUGUUCAACUGGUUGGUGGAGCAUCAGGUGACCUGCCACCUCUACGGCUGGUCAAUACUGCAAACUCUGUUCUCCCGAGUUCUCGGCCAGAAAGAGUGGCUGCAACUGUUCGAUCACAUCCUUUCUAACGAGCCGGCAUUCAUGAUCUUUGCAGUUGUCGCCUACCUCAUUGUGUGUCGAUCCACGCUGCUAAGCAUCGACAACUCCAAGGAUUUCGAGUUUUUCUUCCACAACCAAACCGCUAUCGACAUGCGGUGUCUCCUCAAGAAGACCUACCAUAUUUAUGGUAGAACUAAGGAUGAUGAUUUGCAUCCGAGAAAUUUUCUGAUGCCUUUUGCGCCGCUGCGGCAAGGGGAAACUUAUCAGAUAUUCAAUGAGUAUCCGAAGUUUAUUGUUGAUAAACAGGCGGAUCAUAUAAAUGAAAUGAGAGAGGAGCUGACUGACCUAUUAGAGCAGCAGAGCAGAUUGGCAAGAGCAAGAGCUGAACAAGAAAAGAAACACGCUUUAGAGAUCAAUAGGCAAGCUCAGAAAAUGCAACUUCUUGAGCUACAAAAGCAAUACCAGGAAGCACUGAAGGAAGAUGAGAGCAGGAUAUCGCAACAAAAGAAGAGGGUGAAUUUAUUGAAGAGAGACUUGAAACAGAGAGAACUGCUGAUGGCUGAAGAGGCCACGAAUCGAACCCACGACCUAAUCACACAGCAGAGAACUGCAGCACUUCAAGCCCUUAUCCACGAAAUUGAUAGCAAGAGAGCUGUAGAAGAGAGACGAUUGAGGGAAGUGGAAGAAGAAACACUAGAACGGCACCAACAAUUAUUGCAUGAGAAGCAACAGCUGGAGCAACAACUGGCAGUUUUAGCUGAGGCGCCAAUUCCAGUCGUUUCAAAGCAAGAUCAACUAGGUGUGCAGUUGGACCAAUUGACAGAGCAGCUGAUCAAGAUUCGGAGUAAAACCUCACAAAUGAACGAGAAGAGAGAUUUCAGGACAUCAAGGAAACUAUCAGAGGCCGAAUCUCUCCUCGAGAAAGCUGAAUUCGAGCUGGCCCAAGAAGUCGCCCAACGACAAAAGGCUACGUGGAGUAGUCAACAUAACUUGCAGGCAAUGAAACUCACAACAGAAACUAGGGAUUUGCAAAACUGUAUUGAUCAGAUGCACGAUACUUUGGUCCAAAAGAAACUGCAAGAGUCGUGGGACUUGAUAAACGCUGCUAGAGAGAGCAGAGACGAACGUAAAUUACUUCAAAAGGAUCUGGUUCAAUUGACGGAUAUAUUGAGAGCUGAUACGAGAGAUGAAUUUGGUUCAGAUGAAUCGUCUACAUCAACAUAAUCAGCUCACGUAUUAUGGGAGAAUAGGAAGUUCAAUACAUUCCAUGGACGCGAUUUGUGUGGCCGAAAUACUGAUUUCUACAGAAAACAGCAAGAUGCCAUCAAAUCAAGCCAUGAUAUCAGACAGCGUCUUCUUUCUCAACAAGAUACAUGACCAGAAUUAUUAUAAUGUAUUAGAUACAGUUCAUCAUUAUUUUCUUUUAAUUAUUCAAAAACUACUCGAAUGAGUUGUAAAUAGCAUUGUUCAUUAUUAUUUUCUUUUAAUUAUUUAAAAUACUACUCGAAUGAGUUGUAAAUAGCAUAAUAUGUGACAUAAUAGUUUCUGAUUGUAUGUACAAAGUUCGUUUUGGAAAUGUACAGUUUUCUAUCAUAAAUUGAGUAUUUUCACCUAUUUAUUAGAAUGAACUUUUCAAUCACUGUUAUCAAUGAUUAUGAUUUAUUAAAAGACAAAUUACAUAGA